This is a messenger RNA of Cicer arietinum (chickpea), 1151 nucleotides long. Its product is annotated as 14-3-3-like protein. Lineage: Eukaryota; Viridiplantae; Streptophyta; Magnoliopsida; Fabales; Fabaceae. The record is from RefSeq and is a predicted model, not a curated record.
UCCCUUUCAUGGUCUCCGUCUUCCUCAUCGCCCCUCUUUUUUAUACUUCUCUCACAAUCUCAAUCGCUUUCUCUCUCUAAAAUCCCUAAAGCCAGAUCUCGCUUUCUCUCUCUAGGAAUUCAACAAUGGCGGUCGCUCAUUCUCCUCGGGAAGAGAACGUGUACAUGGCAAAGCUCGCCGAGCAAGCCGAGCGCUACGAAGAGAUGGUGGAGUUCAUGGAGAAGGUUUCCGCCAACGCUGAUAACGAGGAACUCACGGUGGAGGAAAGGAACCUUCUCUCCGUAGCUUACAAGAACGUCAUCGGAGCUCGACGCGCUUCGUGGCGUAUCAUUUCCUCUAUUGAACAGAAAGAGGAGAGCCGCGGCAACGAGGACCACGUCGCUGUCAUCCGUGACUACCGAUCUAAGAUCGAGUCAGAGCUCUCUAACAUCUGUGACGGUAUUCUCAAGCUCCUCGAUUCUCGUCUGAUUCCUUCCGCUUCCUCUGGCGAUUCUAAGGUUUUCUACCUCAAGAUGAAGGGAGAUUACCACAGGUACCUUGCCGAGUUCAAGACCGGAGCCGAGCGUAAGGAGGCUGCAGAGAGCACUCUCUCCGCUUACAAAUCUGCUCAGGAUAUUGCAAAUGCGGAACUUCCUCCAACUCAUCCCAUUAGACUUGGACUUGCUCUCAACUUCUCUGUUUUUUACUAUGAAAUUCUUAACUCUCCUGAUCGUGCCUGCAAUCUUGCAAAACAGGCUUUCGAUGAAGCGAUUGCUGAAUUGGAUACCCUUGGAGAGGAAUCUUACAAAGACAGCACUUUGAUCAUGCAACUCCUUCGCGAUAACCUCACUCUCUGGACUUCUGACAUGCAGGAUGAUGGUGCUGAUGAAAUUAAAGAAGCACCAUCUAAACCGGAUGAACCACAGCAGUAAACAUAUUUUGCUGCCAGAUUUUAUUUUCGUUUGUGAAUUAAAGGAGAUGUUGUUUGUUGCUGAUAUCUGCUGGCGGCUGAGAUUUUAGGCAUUCACCUCUCUUAAGAAUUCUACAUGUCCCUGGGCUGUUUUAGUUUGUCCUUCCAUAUUUAAGUGUUUUACAAAUUAUUGCCUGUUCUAUUGAGGACACUGAAGUUUUAUUAUAUGGAAUUGGAAAUUUAAGAUUCAUUUGUUUGUUUA